Messenger RNA from Populus trichocarpa (black cottonwood), 1220 nucleotides. RefSeq lists its product as uncharacterized. Gene Ontology annotation, molecular function: pyroglutamyl-peptidase activity. Gene Ontology annotation, biological process: proteolysis. NCBI's taxonomy places the organism in Eukaryota, Viridiplantae, Streptophyta, Magnoliopsida, Malpighiales, Salicaceae. Gene Ontology annotation, cellular component: cytosol. The coding region runs from base 293 to 952 and encodes 219 amino acids. The transcript has 5 exons. The record is from RefSeq and is a predicted model, not a curated record.
AUGGAAAAAACCAAGUACUAUAUAUCUCGUUAAUUUUUCAUCUCUUCAUCUCUCUCUCUCUCUCUCUCUCUCUCUCUUAUAAACUGAUGGGAAUCUUUAUCAGUUCUUCAUUAGUGUUAAAUCAACUUUUUUUUUUCAAUAUAUAACCCUGGUGGUUGAGUCAUUCAUUGCCCCUUUUUUCUUUCCUUUCUUACUUUCCUUCUUUUGAAGAUUACGGGUGCUUGGAUUUCAAUUUAAUUUUCAUGCUAUAGUAACUUUUCGAUCAAGUAAAUCUUAAAAAAGUGAGUUGUUAAUGGGGUCUGAAGGACUUCCAGCUGUAACAAUCCAUGUGACAGGAUUCAAGAAAUUCCAUGGAGUAGCUGAAAACCCAACUGAGACAAUUGUUAGUAAUCUAAAAGAGUACAUGAAGAAGAAGGGCAUGCCAAAAGGUGUGGUCCUGGGGAGUUGCAAUGUUCUUGAGGCUGCAGGACAAGGCGGAGUUUCUCCACUUUACCAGACAUUUCAAUCUGCCAUAAACUCAAAGGAUUAUGAAUCUUCAAGUCCUGGAAGAAUUAUUUGGCUACACUUCGGGGUCAAUAGUGGGGCAACAAGAUUUGCCAUUGAGCAUCAAGCUGUCAAUGAAGCUACUUUUCGCUGUCCGGAUGAGAUGGGAUGGAAACCACAGAAAGUACCCAUCAUUCCUUCAGAUGGUGGAAUUUCACGAGUUCGAGAGACUACUCUUCCUGUUGAGGAGAUCACAAAGUCCUUGGCAAAGAAAGGUUAUGAGGUGAUGACAUCCGAUGAUGCAGGCCGAUUUGUGUGCAACUAUGUUUACUACCAUUCCCUUCGGUUUGCAGAGCAAAAUGGGACAAAGUCUCUCUUUGUGCAUGUACCUCUUUUCUUGACCAUAGACGAGGAGACGCAGAUGCAAUUUGCUGCUUCCUUGUUGGAGGUACUUGCUUCUUUGUAUUAGUAAGAUCUGUUAGCAUCCAUCUUGCUCUUUAUCACCACAAGCAUUUGAGCUUAUCCUGUUAUCGACAACAAUUGUUAAGAUGAGUGCCUGUAAUGAAAUGUUCAAAUAAACAGAUGAGUGUAUGGUGAAUGAAAAAGGUGUAUUUAUGGUUGCACAAAGACUUUUCAUGUACUUUCUUCGACCUUUUCCAAAAGGUUUUGGCUACUGAUUGAAAUGUUCUUGAAUCUCAGUUUACUGUGUGAAUUAAUAAGAUUCCAAUUUGCUAUUA